Molecule: messenger RNA, 783 nt
Organism: Bradysia coprophila
Lineage: Eukaryota; Metazoa; Arthropoda; Insecta; Diptera; Sciaridae
Product: FUN14 domain-containing protein 1
Biological process (GO): autophagy of mitochondrion
Cellular component (GO): mitochondrial outer membrane
Source: RefSeq, a predicted model, not a curated record
CUUUGACAUCUUAACAGCUGAAAACAAACCUUGAAAUAUUUAAUAAUCUUGUCGCAAUACAAAGUAAACGACUUAAGUAUUAUAUUUUUACGGACAAAAUUUGUGUUGAUUUCGAUUUUAUAAAACCAUUAAAGUGAUUAAUUAUCGUCUAGACGGCUUAGAUGACAUCAGCCAAGGGUAAAAAAGAAGUCGAAAAUAAGAUCAUCGAAAAAAUGUCAGCUACUGGAUCAUAUCUCGAAAAAUUUCUGGGUGACAUCAGUAAAAAGUCUGCAACUAAGCAAAUUGUAAUUGGAUCGCUCUCGGGAUGGGCUACUGGAUACUCAACAAUGAAAAUUGGUAAAACUGCAGCAUUUCUUAUCGGCGGAGGUAUCAUUUUUCUCGAAAUUGCAAAUGAACAGGGAUGGAUCAAGAUUGACUGGAACAAAGUAACAAAACAAAUUGACAAAGCCGCUGAUAAAGUAGAGGAAGUUGCAACUGGUGAAGCCCCCAGAUGGAUGGAUAAGGCAGAGCGAUACGUCGACCGGAAAUUAGACCAAGCCGAGUCUGCCAUUAAGAAAAAGUCACAAAAGGCAAAAAAAUGGUACAGUGCUUUUAUUGGCGACGAAAAUGGACCGAAAAUUAAUGAAUUCCACAUUUUCCUUGGAGCAUUUGUUGGAGGGUAUUUUAUUGGAGCAUCAAUGACUUAAGUUAACAAAUCAUACAAUGUGAUGAUACAUACUUUUUUACAAGAAACUUAUUUUACUGAACGAGGAGGAUAUAUAGUACGUUACUGCUUCUUGUAAA